Drosophila montana is the source of this 3435-nucleotide messenger RNA. RefSeq names its product sidestep IV (gene side-IV). The record is from RefSeq and is a predicted model, not a curated record. The transcript has 16 exons. The coding region runs from base 297 to 3347 and encodes 1016 amino acids. Lineage: Eukaryota; Metazoa; Arthropoda; Insecta; Diptera; Drosophilidae. Gene Ontology annotation, molecular function: protein binding.
AACCUUUUAACAAAAAUAGAAACAAUAACAAAACAGUUGAAGCAUUAAGCUCAGCUAAAACACAAUAAGAAGACAAAAAAAACUAAAUAAAAUAAAAUAAAAACAACAUGGAAUAUUGAAUGAACCGAUUUCGAGUAUGCACAUAUAUUAAACUGAAAGAGAAGCAACCCCCUCGUAACCGAGCCCAAGAUGGCCAACAACUUGACACGGGCACUUAAUCUCCACUUGAAGGCUUAAAGGAGUACGAGUGAAAUAUAUAUAAAUGAAUUAAUAGGCAAAGGAAAGCAAGCAGAGAAAUGCAUUCUGAGCUCAACAACGAUUACAAUUGCAAUUGCCGGCAGGAGCAGGAGCAGGAGCUGGAUCAGCAACAGAUCCAACAGAACGUCAGCUGUCAACGAUACCCGCUGCGUAAGAAUGAAAAGAUGGCAUCGGUGCAUUUAGUUGUCCUGCUGCUGAUAGCCAGUUGCUGGAGUCAGACGGCGUGCUCCUAUCUGGAGCCGGACGAGCUCAUACACGAGCUGGACAGACCGGUGCCGUUGACAUCGGUGCAGGGUGUCCUGGGCAGGCAGGCAAUGCUGCCGUGUGAUAUAACGCCGCUGGAACGCGACGAUGCCGUCUAUAUGGUGCUCUGGUUUCGCGAGGGCGAUGGCGAGCCCAUCUACAACUUUGAUGUGCGCGGUCGUCAAUUCGGGCAGGCGCGUCUCUGGUCCUCGCCGCUGGCCUUCGGGACGCGGGCCCACUUCAGCAGCACCUCGCAUCCAGCGCAGCUGAAAAUCGACAAUGUGCGGAUUGAGGAUGAGGGCGCCUAUCGGUGUCGUGUGGACUUUCGUAACUCGCCCACCCGCAAUCUGAAGAUAAACCUGACUGUUAUUGUGCCACCGGAUAGACCCAUUAUCUAUGAGCCCAACAGGCAUGACAAGACCAGCAAUGUGGAGUCCUUCAACGAAGGCAACGAUAUUGUGCUGGCCUGCGAGGUAUCCGGCGGUCGGCCGCGCCCCAAUGUUACCUGGUACUUGGAUAACACGGUCAUCGAUGAGUCAUUUGAUCAGCGCGCCGAUGGCAAAACCAUAAACCAUUUAUCCUAUCCCAAUAUUGGCCGACAGCAUCUGAAUGCGCGACUUGUGUGCGUAGCCAGCAAUACGAAUCUGACGCCGCCAAACAACAAGGUCGUCAUAUUGGAUGUCAACUUGAAACCUGUUGCCGUGCAUAUCCUGACCAAGGAUCGCUUUGUCUCCGCGGAUCGUACCUAUGACAUUGAGUGCAAAAGUUCCGGCUCUAAGCCGCCGGCUUUAAUCACCUGGUGGAAGGGCAACAAGCAGCUAAAGAAACUCACCAAGAAUUUUAAUGAGCCAGACAAUCAAUCCCUAAGUAUACUGACGUUCACGCCCACCCGGGAGGACGAUGGCAAAUAUUUAACAUGUCGGGCAGAAAAUCAAUUCAUCGAUGGCAGCUCCAUCGAGGACAAAUGGCGGCUCAUUGUGCACUACCAGCCCACAACGCUGCUGAAGAUGGGCUCCUCGCUGAAUCCGGACGAUAUUAAGGAGGGCGAUGAUGCCUACUUCGAGUGCAUCGUGCAAUCGAACCCGAAGCCCUACAAGAUGUCUUGGUUUCACAAUGGCAAGGAGCUGCAGCACAACAUCUCUGUGGGCAUCAUCCUGUCGGAUCAAUCCCUGGUGCUGCAGAGCGUCUCGCGCGCCUCCGCCGGUGACUACACCUGUCUGGCUGUCAACUCGGAGGGCAAAGGCCUCAGUAAUCCGGUCACAUUGCGCAUACGCUACGCGCCCAUCUGUGCCAUCGACCACGAGGAGCUGUUGGGCGCCCUCAAGCACGAGACGUUGCCAUUGAAGUGCGAAGUGGACGCCUCCCCGCCCGCCGACUCCUUCCACUGGACCUUCAACUCAUCCGGGGAGCAAACGGAGCUGCCCGCCCGCCUGCACUCCAGCGAGACGGGCAUGUCACGCUUGAAUUAUACGCCCAGCUCGGACCUGGACUACGGCACCAUUUCCUGUUGGGGCAAGAACUCCAUUGGCCUGCAGAAGAGUCCCUGUGUCUUUCAAAUUGUCGCAGCGGGGCGUCCGUUUCCACUGCAAAACUGUACGGUGAGCAAUCAGUCGGUGGAUUCGCUGCAGGUGGAUUGUGUCGAGGGAUUCGAUGGUGGCUUGCCACAGAGCUUUAUGCUCGAAUUGGUCGAGUUGCAGUCGCUGCGCCUGGCCAGAAAUAUAACAAUAAACCACACACCUGUGACAUUUGUGAUCGAGAACCUGGAUCAGGCAGCCACCUAUCGCAUGAUCAUAUUUGCUGUGAAUGUCAAGGGUCGCUCGGAGCCGAUCAUUAUAGACGACAUCAACUUUAAGGGCGUGGCGAAACUAACCGGCAGCUCCACGGGGCUAAGUGUGCCGCUGUCGCCAUUCCUGGCUGGCCUGACGCUCGUCUGUGGCCUGCUGUUUGCCAUAUCCUGCAUCAUACUGGCCGCCAUAUAUAGAAGAUUCUCAAAUCGCCGCAACGAUAAUAAUCUGAAGGCCGUAAAGCACACACAAUUGGCCAUACCGACUGACUGCCAGCUGGACCCGCUGCAUCCCAACCCCCACACAAAUGGCCAUGGCCAGCCGCAAGGACAGGCACAGCACGAGCAGUCCAAUCACCAGUCGCACCACAGUCUCCUUCCAAUUAAUUGUGAUAAUCGGAAUGCGGUCGAACGUGGCACACUGAGCGAGGUAAGCAUAGACAGUGGCACGAGAACAUCGCCAAGUGGCCAGGGCUUGGCCAUCUCCAUGGGCGGCGAUACGAUGCGCUCCACGGCGCGCACUCGGGCUAAUGCACAAGUGCUCAGCGAUCAGGCUGAGAUAGAUGACACCGAUCCAGAUGUUAUACCCAAUCAGUAUGAGAAACGCCCACUAAAAGCCUUGGGCGCAUCACCGGGCUUUGCCAGUCCCGCGACGCGGCUUACGCAUCGCGAUUAUUGUGGUGGGCGGGACGCGGAGCUGCUCAAGAGCAAUGCGGACAGCGUGGGUGUGGUGGCAGGUCUGGUUGGCACGGAUGCCAAUACCAUUGGCCUGUUGAGCAAUUCAGGCAACGAGGUGCUGCACUAUACGUUCCGGCCAAGUAAACAAAUUAGCUAUGCUACACUCAAUAAGAAGGGCAUAACCACGUGUAGCCCGCCGCUGGGUGCGUUGACAUAUAAUAUAAGUACAUCGACGCCCUCAUCAUCAUAUCAUCUAACACCGCAGCCAAUGGAAGUCAGUCUGCUCAGUCCGAAUAAUGCAUCGGUGACCUCGUCAUUAAGUGAAUAUCGUUUUCGGCCCGAGGUAGUCACCACUUCGAAUCGCAUACAGGAAAGUUGUAUAUAAGCUUCAUACAUGCAUUAAAGCUACAUAUCUGCAUACAAUAAUUAUACAUAUACAUAUAUAUAUAUAUAUAUAUAUAUAUAUACUUUAU